Molecule: messenger RNA, 907 nt
Organism: Tribolium madens (black flour beetle)
Lineage: Eukaryota; Metazoa; Arthropoda; Insecta; Coleoptera; Tenebrionidae
Product: cuticle protein CP14.6-like
Exons: 2
Coding region: 368-766 (132 amino acids)
Cellular component (GO): chitin-based extracellular matrix
Molecular function (GO): structural constituent of chitin-based larval cuticle
Source: RefSeq, a predicted model, not a curated record
AGUAGGAAGCAUUCAAAAAUGUCAUGAAAGUGUAAAUUAGUUCCUUGCAUUCAGAAUAUUAAACGUUUUACUCUUACAUUCCACUGGGAUGGACACACGUCUAAUUAAAAACUCUUUUUAAAUUCAUGUUUGUCGCAUGUAUACGAGUGAUGCAACAAAAUUUUAAAUUUUUGGGUAUCGACAGUUAAUUAUUCCAUAGCCUUGAAAUUUGAAGAAGAUCCAACCUUGGAAAAGAUGAGAGUAACAUUUGGUAAACACAAUAUAAUUUCUAUUACACCAUAGCGUUUUGAGGAGCCCGUGAUUAGUAUAAAUAAAGCUGAAGAAGGAGUGUCUACAUUAGAUUGAAUCUUCAAUUCCAAACGCAACCAUGAAAUUUGCUGUGGUGAUUUGUGCCAUUAUUGUAACGGCUUCAGCCGCGUCUCUUUCAACAAACGAGCCAAUCCCGAUACUCAAACAAGAACAAGAAGUUAAUUUCGAUGGGUCUUACCACACAUCUUAUGAAACUGGGAAUGGGAUCUCUUUCGAUGAGCAAGGCUCUUUGAAAAAUGCUAAUACUGACAACGCAGCUUCUGAAAUUGUUGGUAGUUUUAAAUAUACAGGGGAUGAUGGUGUCGUGUACACCAUCCAGUAUGUCGCAAACGAAAAUGGAUUCCAACCUCAAGGAGCCCAUCUUCCGGUAGCGCCAGAAAUCCCUGCGGCUAUUCAAAGGUCUCUGGAAUACAAUGCCGCCCAUCCUGAAGAAGAAGAACCACCCAAAAAACAUUGAUAAAUGUGAUAGAGACUGCUGAUAUCUUAUAUAUUAUAAUAAAGUUGAUUUGGAAAAAAUAUGACUUAUKUUAUUUGAAAAGAAACAGCGCAAAAAAGUUUUGCAAGCUACCCUAGAACAUAUCUAUCCAAAUCUUAAUAA